Molecule: messenger RNA, 1646 nt
Organism: Aspergillus pseudonomiae
Lineage: Eukaryota; Fungi; Ascomycota; Eurotiomycetes; Eurotiales; Aspergillaceae
Exons: 1
Coding region: 505-1326 (273 amino acids)
Source: RefSeq, a predicted model, not a curated record
UCAAGCAUGUUGGACAGUGACUAACCGUGACUAAUUGGUAUAUAUCAUAUGAUUCCAUCCCUUUCAGUUUGCGCCUCGAAGAUCCAUGACGACAUUGCUACGCAGCAAGGUAACCUUCAUCAGGAACGUUUGUUGAUCUCUGAGCGUUCCAGGGAACAUCCACCAACCUUACUCAAUUUGGUUUGAUUCGGCAAGCCUAGAUCCUUUGGUGGGUCGGCUCGGCUUUUGUCGGCUUUUGGAACAUUCAAUCGGGCUUUGCGCACGAUGUCCUUGUCAAUUAGAAUGAUGACCGACUCAAGGGUGCAGUUUCGAACUCUUAGUGACAACCACUUGCCAAUCACUUCCUGAGGUAGCUAAGUGAACGAUACCAACCAUGUCGGGUCGGCGUGGUUUAGCAGCGAUGCCCGAGUUGGUGAAGUGUUUUAUAACUGUGAUGGAUUUAUUAGUGAACCCUGAUGCCUCUUUGGUCCAUUCUUCGUCUUUACGUUCUCAAGUUGGGCCAGUAUGACUCAGAGGAAGCCAGGUCAAAUAUGUCUGUUAGGCGCUACCGGUCGCACCGGACGAGGUAUACUGCAAAUACUUCUUACGGAGAACUAUCGCGACUGGGCUCUGCAUGUCUAUGUCCGGUCGCGAGCAAAACUUUUGUCGUUCUUCCCGGGCAUAGAAGCUUAUCCAGGAGUGAAAAUCUUUGAAGGAUCUAUCACCGACGUUGAACUUUGGCGACAAUGCUUGUCAGGGGCAGACAUCAUCAUUUCCGCUCUUGGCGAGAACGAGAAUAUCGCCGGGCUACGGUUACUACAAGAUGCAGCAAACACCACAGUCUCCGCGCUGCAAGUUUUGAGUCAAGAGGAUAGCUCCAACUGGCGUCAGCCUCGCCUGAUACUUCUUUCAUCAGAUACAUUGAAUCCUACAGUCGCUGCCGCCCGUCCACGACUGGUGCACUGGGUAGUUAGCAACGCAUUUUGUUAUGCGUAUAACGAUCUUCGCAAAGCACAAGCUGUCUAUGAAGCCCAUCCACAGCUUUUACGGCUGUGUCUUGUACAGCCCCCAGCCCUGAUUGAGGAGGGACCAUCCGGGCAUCUUAUCAGUACGGAAAAGGGCUCUUUGACUGUGUCUUAUGCAGAUCUGGCGGCAGCCUUCGUGGAAAUUGCGAUUUCUGAUGGGUACAGAAACUCUAGUGCUGUAACUAUCUCGAGUGCUUCGAAAGAUCAACUUCGACAUGCACCGGAGCUUACACGGAGAAUUAUACGGGGGACUCUGGCUCACUACAUUCCCUGGUAUCUUGCGGUUGAGGAGAAGGUAUGGGGGAUGCUGUUUAAGGCAUAGUAUUAGGCCACCAUCUGCAGAUAUAAUUAGUAGCGGUGAUGACAGAGCAAUUCAGGACUAGGUAGUUGAAUUGAACCUUGUGUUUGGCCACGUAUUAACACCUAAACAUCACUUGUGAAGUGGGGUCCAUUGCUUGUCUACAACCUUGAACCAUGCUUAGUGCAUUCACUUACUACCUGUGAAACAGAGAGUCAAUUCCUCGGACCAGGGCUUGAAGUCAACAGCCCCCCAUGUCGGAACCAGCGGAGCUUCCAAACGCCGAUACGCGAGGGGGUAUAGUAUAAAAUAGCCGCUAUUCUGAGUUUAUAUCAAGUCUAGCU